AGUACUCGAAGGCACUUACGUCGUACGAACGAGCACUUGAAAUCCGAAAAAUAGCUCUUCCUCCAAAUCAUCCCGACCAGGCUCAAUCCUACAACAACAUGGGUAAUGUGUAUGAUAAGAUGGGUGAGUACUCGAAAGCACUUACAUCGUACGAACGAGCACUUGAAAUCACGAAAAUAGCUCUCCCUCCGAAUCAUCCCGAGUUGGCUGGUUCUUUCAACAACAUCGGUGGAGUGUAUUAUAACACGGGCGAGUACUCGAAAGCACUUUCGAUGUUCGAACAAGCACUGGAAAUCGCGAAAAUAGCUCUCCCUCCGAAUCAUCCCGACUUGGCUGGUUCCUACAACAACAUCGGUAAUAUGUAUGAUAAGAUGGGUCAGUACUCGAAGGCACUUACGUCGUACGAACGAGCACUUGAAAUCCGAAAAAUAGCUCUUCCUCCAAAUCAUCCCGACCAGGCUCAAUCCUACAACAACAUCGGCGCCGUGUAUUAUAACAUGGGCGAGCACUUGAAAGCACUUUCAUCAUACGAACGAGCACUUGAAAUCAAGAAAAUAGCUCUCCCUCCGAAUCAUCCCAGCUUGGCCUCUUCCUAUAACAACAUCGGUGGAGUGUAUUAUAACACGGGCGAGUACUCGAAAGCACUUUCGAUGUUCGAACAAGCACUGGAAAUCGCGAAAAUAGCUCUCCCUCCGAAUCAUCCCGACUUGGCUAUGUUGUAUGGUAACAUUGGUAUACUCCAAGCUCCAUAA
Molecule: messenger RNA, 752 nt
Organism: Rotaria sordida
Lineage: Eukaryota; Metazoa; Rotifera; Eurotatoria; Philodinida; Philodinidae
Source: the annotation of a GenBank genome assembly